UUGAAAUCACUUUCGGUUAUUACUCUUCGAUUUAAGACAGCAGAAGUUGGGGACUGGGUAAGAGGAGCAGAAGUUUGCCCAGCAGAAGUUGCUCUGAAUCAGAGCUCUACAUCCACCAUGUUGCCCUGUGGACCAGCCUUGUCCUUUGUUCGGUGUCUGGUGCGGAAGAAGAACGUGAGUGGUGAAAGCCUGGAGGACUCCAAGUUGUGCCGAUGCUUGUCGACGGUGGACCUUAUCGCCCUGGGAGUAGGCAGUACCCUGGGCGCCGGCGUUUAUGUCCUGGCUGGAGAAGUAGCCAAAUCUGACUCUGGACCCAGUAUUGUCAUUUCUUUCCUCAUUGCCGCGCUGGCGUCCGUGAUGGCGGGUCUCUGCUACGCCGAGUUCGGUGCUCGCGUCCCCAAGACUGGCUCUGCCUAUUUGUACACUUACGUAACUGUCGGUGAGCUCUGGGCUUUUAUCACCGGUUGGAAUCUCAUUUUAUCCUACGUUAUAGGUACAUCAAGUGUGGCAAGAGCCUGGAGUGGCACCUUUGAUGAACUUCUUGGAAAAAAAAUCGGUCAUUUCUUCGGAACCUACUUCAAAAUGAAUUACUCUGGGCUGGCAGAGUAUCCUGACUUCUUUGCUGUAUUCCUUAUAUUGCUUUUAUCAGGUCUCUUAUCCUUUGGAGUAAAAGAAUCUGCAUGGGUGAAUAAAAUUUUCACUGCUAUUAACAUCUUGGUCCUACUCUUCGUUAUGAUUUCUGGUUUUGUGAAAGGAAGUGUUGACAACUGGAAAAUAAGUGAAGAAUAUCUCAUAAACCUCACUGCAGUAACAGAGAAUUACUCAGCCUUUGAUACUGUGACAAGUAUAUAUGGGAGCGGUGGCUUCAUGCCCUAUGGUUUCACAGGAACAUUGGCUGGUGCUGCAACCUGCUUUUACGCUUUUGUAGGAUUUGACUGCAUUGCAACAACUGGAGAAGAGGUCAAAAAUCCUCAGAAGGCCAUACCCAUAGGAAUUGUGGUGUCCCUGCUUGUCUGCUUCAUGGCCUAUUUUGGGGUUUCAGCUGCACUGACACUUAUGAUGCCAUACUACCUACUAGAUGAGAAAAGUCCUCUGCCAGUAGCAUUUGAAUACGUUGGAUGGGGUCCUGCGAAAUAUGUCGUAGCAGUGGGAUCCCUCUGUGCUUUAUCCACAAGUCUUCUUGGAUCCAUUUUCCCAAUGCCUCGGGUAAUCUAUGCUAUGGCGAAGGAUGGGUUGCUUUUCAAAUGUCUAGCUCAAAUCAAUUCCAAAACGAAGACCCCACUAGUUGCUACUCUCUCGUCGGGUGCAGUAGCAGCUAUAAUGGCAUUUCUGUUUGACCUUAAGGCUUUAGUGGACAUGAUGUCUAUUGGUACACUGCUUGCUUAUUCACUCGUGGCAACCUGUGUCCUCAUUCUUAGGUACCAACCCAGUUUAAGCUACGAGCAACCGAAAUAUUCUCCAGAAAAAGCAGCUUUGGCUGCAUCUGAAAGGGAAUGUGCAGUGAGUGAAUCACAGAUAAAUAUGAUAGAGGAGAAUCACUUCAGUCUGCAGGCCCUGAUUAAUCCAUCCAGUUUCCCUACCGAGCAGACUGCAACUACCGUUAACUUCUUGGUGGGUCUCUUAGCUUUCUUGGUUUGUGGCUUGAGUGUCCUCACUACUUACGGGAUUGACUUCAUUGCUAACUUGGAGCCCUGGAGUAUUGGCCUUCUUGCUGUGUUGGUGGUGUCCUUCAUAGUUGUCAUUCUCCUCAUCCAAAGGCAGCCUCAGAACCAGCAGAAAGUGGCCUUUAUGGUUCCACUAUUGCCAUUUUUGCCAUCAUUCAGUAUCCUGGUAAAUAUUUAUUUGAUGGUGCAAUUAAGUGGAGACACUUGGAUCAGAUUUAGCUUCUGGAUGGCACUUGGUUUCCUCAUUUACUUUGCUUAUGGCAUCAGGCACAGCCUUGAAGGUCAUCGUGGCGACGGAGAUGACGAUUCUUGUUCAGAAAACAGUGGGUUGCGAGAAAAGAACCCUGUGGAAGAAGUGGAUGAACCUGAAAAUGCAGAUGAAAGUGAUCAGUUUCUUGCACAUGAAAGGACAAGUGAAUGUUAAUCUUUGCAAACAUACAAGCCUUUUAAACCUUUAAUUGACAUUUUACUUGUGGACUGAAAAUUCAAAAGCUUUCUGCCAACAUUGUGCCUCUUGAAAGUGUUUACUACAAGGCCUGGCUGGUAUUUUGGACAAGCUGCUAAUCCAUCAGUUCAGAACUGACAGCAUGGAGAUUAAUAUUUAAAUUAAAAAACAAACAAGAGAAAUACCCUCUGGCAAGGCAAAAUUUGGAUGCAUUGUUUGGACUGUCAUCCAAAAUCACCGGCGAUCACAAAAUAUGAAGAAUUUUAGAGCUGCCUGCAAGAAGUUAUGAAUAUUUGACACCGCACUGUGAACACGAGUGCCUUUCGUACCUUCUCCUUAUCUGUUACAUGUUUUGGUGACAAUCUAAUAGCUCUCUUUUUUCUACAGAAGUAACUCUUACAGGAGAUAAAUUGCAGACAGGCCUGGAAAGUAUUUGCAAAAUGAAGGGUAAUGGUACAGAUCUGAUACUUUGCAAAAAGUAAAGGAUCAUAUAUGUAUAUACAAAGAAAUAAUUGCUUACUCUUACUAGUGAGUGGUCACGGAGAACUCAAACAGUGAAGUAACUUCAAAGGCUUUUAUUCCCUCAAGAUUUCUUCUUAUGUGAAUUCAGAGAUGCUGUGUGUAUAAAAUAAUACUCCCCAAAGGAGUUAUGUUGUUUUCUGCAAAAGCACCUGAGAAAUAAUCUGUUGGUCACAGUUUUGACAGUGACAUUCACAUUUGAUUUAACAAGUAUUGGGCUUUUGAUUUCAGAAGGGCCAGGAUUUUAUCCCUGCCUACAUAGUUUGGUACUUACAUCCAGCAGUCAUCAAGUUUUCCUCCUUAAUACUUAUUUAUUUCUCCUAUACAUUCUUCUCUAUCAUGUGGCAGAGCUGAUAUUUCUGAGAUUAGUUGUUACACGUUGCUUCUCCUCAGAAAAAUUAAUGCACAAAAUCCCAACCACCUUUUCAGAUGGAAGGGGAGGUUAAAAAACCAGGGGGCUUAGGCUCUGGAAAAAAUCCUCAUCAAAAGAGUAUUUCAGUGCUUCUCUAAGCCUUAAGCAUGUGUUAGCACAGCAGUUUUCCAUGAGCCAAGCCUUCAUCCACAAAUCCAUUCAUGUGGGUAGGAUGACCAAAUGCUAAUUUAUGUAAAGUACCAAACUGUUGCAGGAGUGCUGGGUGAACAAGUGUUUUAAAGCGAGUGAAAAUGGAAGAUCUUCUUUCAACAGAAAAGUCGUGUUACCUGUCAAAGGCAACCAGAUACUUUAAUCACUUUUUCUCAGCGAGAAGUAGGCUCGAGUCCCAUGAUGGAUUCCAGAAUAUGAAGUUAUUUUGCAAGAAUGUAUUUAUAAGAAUAACUUCCCUAAAGUAAGAACUGUCUUGGACUCUGUCAUGGAGAGUGGCAAUCCGUUGCUAGUACUAAUCACUGGUAUUAAUCUCUGUUAUUGGGUAUAAAAACUUUAGGUCCCGUGAGAGCUAUGUUGGCUGACAGUGAAAAGCACCUUACUUUUUAUAAUAGCUGGAAUUUCACCAAAAAAAAUGAAAAAAUAGAAGAAAAAAAAAAAAGAAAAGCUAGUUAAACUGCUUCUGUCUCUUUCCUGUUCUUUGCCACAGCAAUAGAUUUGUGCUUUUUGAUCUUAAAACAACUCCUGUUGUUGUAAGAGAGUAACAUGCCUAAAUGUUAAAAGGGCAGAAGGAGAAGCACUUUUUGACCCUUCACUGGGCAAGAACCCUUCGCUGGGCUGAUACUCCACCGUGGGGUAGGUCUUAAGUUUUCAUCCUGAUCCUUGCUUCUCAGCUUGAACUGGGAGAAGAGGGUCCUGUGGUGCUGGCACCAGCGAGCGGGUCCAUGUCUGCUGGUGUACCAGUGGCCUCUACUGGCUACUCAGCAUUAGGAGCAGCAAUCGGAAAAUUCGUUAAAACAACAGGUGAAACACCUACCUCUUAACCCAGGUUCCAGCAUAUACAUCCUCUAACUGCAGCUGCUCCUGUCCUAAGGGCUGUUCUAGUGACUGGCGGCCCUUAAAAAGGGAUGAGAUGCAGAGGAUGAGGAGAAACUAUAGGGUAGGUGGGCAAUGGGAUACUGAUUUUUAAUACAUCAUACUCCAUCCAGAAUUGGUCAGAAGUUAUAGCCAUUUGUUCCCAAAAUUCAUCAUUGCUUACAAGAUGCUAUUAAAAGAAGGCUCAGAUCUCCUAUCGGUCUAAUACAAGCCGAUGGUACACUAAGUAAAUGUGUGGUUGAUCGGAACGGAUGGGAAUUCUCAGGGCAGUUCCUGGAGCUAUUGAUAAUUUCCAAUACUUCUAUUCAGUGGGUGAAAGAGCUGUCUGUGUCAGUUGGAUCUGCUGUUUUAAUUGUAAUUCUCAACUAGGGCCCAUUUUUAUGCUAAAAAUGACAAAAGAACUAUAUGUUCUUGUCUAUAUUGGAAAUAAGAUAAAGAUUAGAAAUUUAAGACUUCCUAGGCUCUUGAAAGGAAUCCAAUCUAGUAAUCCUGAGAUGUCAAAACAAAGGUUUUUAUUUUAACAUAUCCAAAAGAUUGAGUAAAUGAAUGUAUGUUCUGUUGUUAUUAAUCCCACAAGUAUUUGAGACAGAAAAGCUGAUGUUUUUACUGGAGCACGGCCUCGUUCAGUGGUUAUGCUGUCGGAGGCCAUUCUCAACCUGCCUUGCCCCACGCUCUUGAUUCCUCAGUGCAAAGAAAUAGUGUGGUUGCAGUGGGAGCAGGCCAGCAGUGCUCGGGCACAGCUUUUGCACCACGGUCUUUAGGAGCCUGGGGUGAAACACGGCUCUUUGAAAACUCCUUCCAGGCCUGGGGGUGUGGGAAGCAGAGCCUGGGGUGCUCCCUCUGGGCGCUGAUGCGGCAGAGCGGGCCAGCCAGGCUCCUGAGAUGCAAACCGCUGCUCUUUGGGGAUGUGCAACGCAAGACCCCGCUCCCUCCCAAGGCCACCAUAUAGAAUGUGUGUGUGUGUGUCUGUGUUUGUGUCCGUCUGACAUUAGCCCAUAGUGAUUUUGAUGUACUGAUUUAAAAUAAUGUCUGUACUGCACUGGAAUUUUCUUUUGAAGGGAUACUGUCAAUGUAAUAAACUUCUGACGGAAGCAAGUGCCAGCUAAAGCUUCUGGAGAUACAGAAAUUAAAUCUUCCAGUUUAUUAGGACUAGAUGAUCUUAAAGGUCCCUUCCAACCUCGACAAUUCUAUGAUUUACCUAACGGAUGUGCCAGCACUUUGGGUAUUGACAGUUUCCCCUUUCAUUUGUAUUAAUAUUUCUCCUCCCGUGCUAGAGAAACUAAUUACAUAAAAAUACAAGACUGCUCCUGUGCAAACGUUGUUAAGGAGAGAUGGGAGCAGCUGCAGCACAGGAACUAUCCACUUAACUAAUGAGAUAUAAAAUGAAAUUAAAGUCAUUGGGUAUUCUCAGUCGCUUCACCUGUGCGAAGCUUAUUUAUAUGUGUGUAUAGUUAAAGUCAUUAUUAGUCAGGGGCUGAGUAAGAACGUGACAAGCCACAAGUAAGGUAGUUAUGCUAAUUUGGGUGUGCAUUUGUAUAUGCAAUCUUGAGAUCGCAGAUGCUUUAGUGGGACAUUGGUGGAGCUGGCUGUUUGGGGGACAGUCGUGCUGCUCCUGCCACAGGAGCCGGGCAGGAAACAAAUCCUUGUUUUUUUCUCGUGUUUGCUGUGUGUCUGCAAGUGCCCAGAGAGCAGCUGAGAGUCCAGUGGAAUUAAAUCCUCGCUGUUAUUUUUUAACAGUUGUUGAUACUGUAAAUUGUUCUGUGCAAAUUAUAACGGUAUGUGUUAAUACAAAAUAGCUAUUAUUGGAGGUAGAUUAUUGGGUUUUUUUUCAUCCUCCAAAACAUGUCUUUGCGUUGGUACAUUCUGGAUGUGCCUUUAUAGAGGAAUUAUUCUUACCUCGUUGGAUUUAAGAAAGUAAGCCAAAGCGUAUUUAAGGGAGAAAAAAUAAAUCUUUUUGUUCUGAGGGAUAAGAGACGAGAUGACAUUUCUGUACAAUUCAUGUUACCUAAAGUGAUCUUCUUGUGGUACUCCAGUCCUAAUUCUGCCAUAGGAAAUUUUAUGAGGUAUCUCAGAUUUCAUUGUCUGUUAUCCUGGAUAAAAAACUAUUCCUUUAAUAAUUCUGUGAUUUUUUCCUGCACAACAAAUGCUGGUUAGAUGCCUGAAAUCUGUCACCAUGUGUUAAAACCGUUUAUAUUAACUGCUGUUAGAGAACUAUCAGUAAUAAUUGUCAGUACUAGUGAUAUGUAGAGUUAAGUAGGAAAUGUUACUGUGCCAUCCAGAAACUUCAAAUGACACAAUGAAUUUAGAGGCAAAACCUGGUAAAGCUGAAAUAUAUAGUCUGUAUUUUAUUAUUUGAUAAAUGUACAAGUCUAGGCACCUUUCCCCUAAAACGUAUGCAAAGAUAUAUAUAUAUAUAUAUAUAUAUAUAUGAAAUAAAAGGCAUACUGUUUCCAUGGAGGUUUUAGUAAGUGCCAAUAUGAGAUGUGCCGUGAGCACCCUGAAAUACUGAUUGACCUGGGUGAAAUCCGGGACGGUGCAGGAAAUCUGUGUGGGGCUGUGCAAUCCUUUUAAUCAGGGGUGAUGCCUUCGACACUGUGGUGUGUUUUGUAGGGUAGGAAUUUAAUUCACGUGAUGGCUGGCAUGAGUUACUUGAUGACAUAAAAAAGCACCUUUUAAUGCUCUUGGGCCCUAAUUCUUCCUAGACUUUGGAAGUUUGUGCUAAUUGCAGUAUGUUCAUGGAAAGCACUGGGAUGGCUCAGUGUUAGGCAAAUCUGUAUUUUACAGAAAAAGCAGAUGGUAUUUCCCAUAGUGCAGGAUCUUUGUAUUUGUUUUUAAUUUCCUGUACCUUUAGUGUUUCUUUCUGGUAUAUGUUUUGAGGACCUCUGAAUUUUAAUAGUUGGACCUUUCCAAAGGUAAAUAUAACGCCUUUGCCAUCUCCUGAUCCAUUUUCCAUUCGAUUUUAGAAAUCAAACUCUUUAACGUUAGCCAAGUUGAAGGAUUUCUGUGCCUAGAUAUGCAUUACAAAGAACUGUGUAUAUAUAUAUCAUUAUUUUUAUUGUCAGUUGGACAAAUUCUGUUGUCUUUGUAUUUUUUCAUUGAGCCUUGUGCCAGGUAAACUCCAGCUUCACCAAGUUUAGUUGGAGUCAGGACAAAGGAUAAAAGGAUUUCAAUGUUUAGGAGGGCUUUUCUCUUUUGUGUUACCAGAAAGCAAAGCAUGAAAUAUGUGUUUCAUAUCUUUAAAAAUAGUUAUGUGUGCAUCAUUUUAAAAAAAUAUUAGUGUUCAUAUUCAUUUUAACUUUUUGUUCAUAUGUACAUUGUAGUGAUUAUUUCUGUAUUAUAAUGCUGCUGAGCAUUUAAAAUGUAGAUAGAAUGAUUAUGAUGCAACUGAAACUACAAAUUUGUAUUUCUUUGAAGUGUUCUACCAAAAUGAAAAGUCUUGAAUUUUUAUGAAUGUAAAAAUGCUUCUAUUUAAGAAUAUGGUGCUUGUUUUUUCACUUUUACAAUAGAAUUGUAAUCAGCAAUAUUUUUAGUUACCUUAGUUCCAAAUUCUGAUGGAAAUUACAUUGCUCUUCAUUUACUGUAAAAUGUGCUUCACGGGAUGACGAUUGUUGUUCUGUAUUUUUUAAAUAAAGCUGAAUAUCACUUGUACGUACUUCA
This is a messenger RNA of Calidris pugnax (ruff), 7741 nucleotides long. RefSeq names its product solute carrier family 7 (cationic amino acid transporter, y+ system), member 2 (gene SLC7A2). Gene Ontology annotation, cellular component: plasma membrane. Gene Ontology annotation, biological process: amino acid transport; transmembrane transport. Bases 118 to 2088 code for a protein of 656 amino acids. Lineage: Eukaryota; Metazoa; Chordata; Aves; Charadriiformes; Scolopacidae. Gene Ontology annotation, molecular function: amino acid transmembrane transporter activity. The record is from RefSeq and is a predicted model, not a curated record. The transcript has 12 exons.